AUGAGUUUCUCUGACGACGAGGACUUUAACGACAUCUACGGUGACGAAUCCAAUGUCUCCAAUACCACUUCUACCACAGCGGCCACGACUGCUGCCGAACCUUCAAAAGCAGAAGUAGCAACCUCACACGGAUCUAGCGACAACGCUACUCCAUCUAACACUCACGAAACUACUCCUACUACGGGAAGCGUGCUGCCUGCAACUACAGGCGCAGCAGCAGGAUCUGCAACAGCGCCCACUACAUCUACUACUUCGUCUUUAGACCAACUAGCAGCCCUUCAGGCAUUGUCCUCGAACUUGAAUCAGCUUCAACAGGCCGCCAGCGGUAGUAACAGCGGCGGCGAUGUUUCUUCGCAGCAGCAAAACUCCACCCAGGCUCAGGAUGCGUCUGACAAGGCCUCUAGUGCAACCCCUAUGGCAAAUCUUGCAAAUACUGGUUUAAAUACUACCCAAGCAGCGAUGCCUGGAAUGCCGAGUAUGCCUGGAAUGCCAAAUAUGCCAGGUAUGCCAACAAUGCCCGGAAUGCCCAACAUGCAGCAAUGGCAGCAACUACAACAGCUGCAGCAGAAUAUGCCCCAGUUUAACCAAGCCGGCUCGCUUACCGGAGGUGUCAGCGCUGCUCAAGACAAAAUCAAUAAGGCUGAUCUUUCCCGCGACAUUUGUAAAAUGUUUAUUGGUGGACUAAACUGGGAAACCACCGAGGACAACUUAAAAGAUUAUUUUACCAAAUAUGGUGUAGUCACGGAUCUCAAAAUCAUGAGGGAUAACGCUACCGGAAGAUCCAGAGGUUUUGGCUUCCUUACUUUUGCCGAGGCCUCCAGUGUAGACGAAGUUGUAAAAACCCAGCACAUUCUUGAUGGUAAAGUAAUCGACCCUAAGAGGGCCAUCCCUCGCGAAGAACAAGAUAAGACCGGGAAAAUCUUUGUGGGUGGUAUCGGUCCAGAUGUCAGACCUAAGGAGUUUGAAGAUUUUUUUUCUCAAUGGGGUACGAUCAUUGAUGCUCAGUUAAUGUUAGACAAAGAUACCGGAAGAUCUAGAGGCUUCGGGUUCAUUACUUAUGAUACUCCUGACGCGGUCGAUCGUGUCUGCGAGAAUAAGUUCAUCGAAUUCAAGGGCAAGAGAAUCGAAAUUAAAAGGGCAGAACCAAGGCAUUUACAGAAACAGCAACAACAGCAGAAAACACAACCUUUUGGAGCUACUUCUCAAUUCAACAUGUUUCAGAAUCCUAUGAUGGGUAACUUCAACCCUAUGUUCAACCCACAAGCAAUGGCAGAAUAUUACACUAAGAUGCAAGAAUAUUAUUCUCAGAUGCAACAGCAAACAGGUGUCGAUUACACUCAAAUGUAUCAACAACAAAUGCAACAAAUGCAGCAGAUGAUGGGUGGGAUGAUGCCUGGUGUGGGCGGAAUGCCUGGAAUGCCAGGUAUGCCAUCUGCGCCUACAGAUUCUCCCGCUCAGGAAUCUUCUGAAGUCCCUACUAUUGGAUCGGAGGAAAAACCAGACGAUGGAAGAGACGGCGACAGAGAUACCGAUAGAAGAGGACCAUCUCCUCCAAUGAAUGCCCCAAGGGGCCCAAGGAUGGGGGGAUCACGCAGCGAUAAUCGUGACGGCAACCGUGACAACCGUGAUGGAAACCGCGACUUCAAUAAUGAUUAUCAUCGUGAUAGUGGCCGUGAAGGCGGCCGUGAUGGCAGCCGCGACGGAAAUCGCGGUAAUUUUCGUUCUGGCUUCCGCAACCGUAAUCGCAGCGGUUAUCGAGGAGGCCGUAGCGGCUACUCUAGGCGCAACAAUAAUGGCUACCAUCCUUACUCGACUUAG
Lachancea dasiensis is the source of this 1818-nucleotide messenger RNA. The record is from the annotation of a GenBank genome assembly. NCBI's taxonomy places the organism in Eukaryota, Fungi, Ascomycota, Saccharomycetes, Saccharomycetales, Saccharomycetaceae.